This is a messenger RNA of Doryrhamphus excisus (bluestripe pipefish), 4817 nucleotides long. It is a transcript of the gene zyg11, whose product is annotated as zyg-11 family member, cell cycle regulator. Gene Ontology annotation, molecular function: protein binding. Gene Ontology annotation, cellular component: Cul2-RING ubiquitin ligase complex. Lineage: Eukaryota; Metazoa; Chordata; Actinopteri; Syngnathiformes; Syngnathidae. The record is from RefSeq and is a predicted model, not a curated record.
CGUAGCCACGCCCCCUCAGUUACUGUACUUCCGGUGUUAUGACCUUUGUUUACAGUCUGUCACUUCAAAUAUAGACUCGGUCGCAUGCUCUAAGUAUACACGCUGGUUCUAUUUACGGAACUAACAGUGUUCAGGUUGUCAUCCUCCAAACAUGAUUUGCAGCAAAGUGGGCAGCCGUCAACGUUGUGGCUCGGAGAGCGAACGGAGGCGACAACAGGUGAGCUAGCUAGCUAACUAGCUAGCUUGUUUCGGUGCUACCGAUCGUCUCCUCUCGGCUGUCACCUCCUGCAACUCAGCGGGACCUUUCGGCAAGUUGACCCGUCAGCGCCAACGCCAGUCGGGCUGGAGCUACGCCCACUAGUGAGGACCAGAUUUUUGUGUUGCCCGUCAUCUAAUAGGUGUAGUUUCACCACCAUGGCCUGCAGCUUCUUCAACACGGACGAGGCGUCUCCGGCAGGUCUGACAGACCUUUGCCUGACCUUUGUGAGCCAGAACCUGGAGUGUUUCUGCGUGAAGCGUCCGGAUGGAUCUCUGUGUUUCAGGGAGGCUGUACUCUUCCCCCAGGAGCUCGCAGACCAGCUGCUGGCUAAAAUGGCCACAGAGGGUCUGUUGAAUGACAGCACAGUUGGUGUGUUUCGGACCAGCGAGUACCUGCGGUUGAGGCGAGCGUGCAUCCGCACCGCACGGAUAUCUGCUGAGGCCUUCCAGAGAGCCCUUUGUCCUCACAGGCUUUCAGAGCUGGAUGCGGCCAGGGUCAAUGCAGACCUCACCAUCCCUGAUAUUCUGCAUGGACUGGCCACUAAUAAAUACUGUCAAGAGUCCCUCCAGCGACUUGUUCUCACGGGCCUCACCAUGUCUUCCCUGGAAGAGCCCACCCGACAUGGCUUCAGCUCCCUCCAGGGCCUGCGGUCGCUGUCCUUGGCCAACGUGGACUUCUACGACUCAGGCCUGGCAGACGUGUGUGCCCUGCCUCGGCUGGAGAGUCUGGACCUGUCCAACACGUCGGUCACCAACCUGAACCCGCUGCUGGGCCUGAAGGAGAGGCUGCGCUCGCUGACGCUGCACCAGCUCAAGAGGCUGGAGAUGAGCACCGCGCAGCUGCUGGGCGUCAUCGGACAGUUGGAUGUAUUGCAGCACCUGGACAUCAGCGAUGAUAAACAGUUUACCUCCGACGUUGCUCGUCAGCUGCUCGGACAACCCGGCAUACUUCCCGCUCUGGUUUCCCUGGAUGUGUCUGGAAGGAAACAGGUAACCGAUGCUGCUGUUAAGGCGUUUGUUGAGGAAAGACCUGGAAUGACCUUUGUGGGACUUUUGGCAACGGACGCAGGUUUUUCCGACUUUCUUUCUGGGGACGGAAACCUGAAAGUCACGGGGGAAGCCAAUGAAAUGCAGAUCUGCGAGGCACUGCGCCGCUACGGCGAGAGGGAGGGCUUUGUGAGAGAGGCUCUGUUCCAUCUCUUCAGUCUCACACACGUCAUGGAGAAACCUCGACCUGACAUUCUUAAGCUGGUAGUUUUAGGCAUGAAGAACCACCCCGCCACUCUCAAUGUCCAGUUAGCGGCGAGUGCCUGCGUGUUCAACCUAACCAAGCAGGACCUGGCAGCCGGCAUGCCGGUUCGGCUGCUGAGCACCGUCACUCAGCUGCUCCUGGAAGCCAUGAGGACGUUCCCCAACCACCAACAGCUGCAGAAGAACUGCCUGCUGUCUCUUUGCAGUGACCGGAUUUUACAAGAGGUGCCAUUUAACAGGUUUGAAGCUGCUAAGCUGGUGAUGCAGUGGCUCUGCAAUCACGAGGACCAAAACAUGCAGAGGAUGGCUGUAGCAAUCAUUUCCAUUCUGGCUGCUAAGUUGUCCACAGAACAAACGGCUCAGCUGGGAGCAGAGCUGUCCAUCGUCAAGCAACUCCUCCACAUUGUGCGUCAGAAAGCCACACAGGGCAUGGUGGACGCCACCCUCAAAUUUACACUCAGCGCCCUGUGGAAUCUUACUGACGAAUCACCAACAACCUGUCGCCAUUUCAUCGAGAACCAAGGACUGGAUCUGUUUAUCAAGGUUCUAGAGUCCUUCCCUAACGAGUCGUCCAUUCAGCAAAAGGUUCUGGGUCUACUGAACAACAUCGCGGAAGUGGGCGAGCUGCAUGGCGAGCUGAUGGUGCAGACCUUCCUGGACCACAUCAGGACCCUGCUGCACAGUCCAGAAGUGGAGGUGAGCUACUUCGCCGCGGGCAUCUUGGCACACCUGACGUCACGAGGGAAGGACGCGUGGACGCUCAGCCCCGACCUCAGAUCCUCGCUGCUGGAGCAGCUGCACGGCGUCAUCAUGAAGUGGCCCGCACCCGACUGUGAGAUGGUAGCCUACAGGUCAUUUAACCCCUUCUUUCCACUCCUGGAGUGCUUCCACACGCCUGGGGUGCAGCUGUGGGCGGCGUGGGCCAUGCAACAUGUCUGCAGCAAGAAUGCCUUGCGCUACUGCAGCAUGCUGUUGGACGAAGGUGGCCUUCAGCAGCUGGAGCGCGUUCACACCAACCCGCAAACCCACCCAGAUGUCCAACUGUUGACCGAGAGCAUUUUGGAGAGUCUUGAACGUCAUCGGUCACGUACGGGGAAGCUGACCGGACGCCGCCUGCCACCGCUAUGAGCUCCCAAAAUGGUAACUAAAGAAGCUAAAGAAGAGGAUAUGAUCAAGCUGUAUAGGAUGUGAUUCUUAUCAAGAAUCCCCCAAUUGUACAAAUACAAAGGACAGAGGGUACGCAUUUCUUUGCACAAAAACACACCAAGCUUAUUUAUAUCCUUUGUGUUGGUUUUAAAACAAAAAAUAUAUUUCAGCGAAUGUGUCAUGUAUGCUUAAACAUUAAUGAGACUUCAGCAUUUAUGGACUUGUACUUUGACUAUGGAUUAAAAAAAAAAUAAUACAGCACGAUGUGUGGUCUGGAGCAUGCUGGGACUUUUCAGUUUGGGGACACCUGUGCUACAGGUAUUCCCUCUCCAAGAGGCGGGGCAGUCUGCUAUGCUGUAAAUAAUAAAACAAUAUGGCCAUAUACGGGUCUGUAGGCUGCUCAUACUGCACUGCAAUACUCUCUGUACUCAUGUACUACAUGUGUUGGUAAGCUUGUCGGCAUGUUUGUGUGCAUUUUUAAAAAGCGCUAUUAUGGAAUUAUGUACAUAGCAUUAUGAAGACGUAUUGGCUUGUUCAUCAACGACUUGAAUUUAUUGUAUUGAGUAUUGUACUAGUGACUUUUUUCCCUGAUAAAUUCAGUGAUUGUAAUAAUUAAAAAAGCAACAAUAGAGGCACACAAUCUAAAAGGUCAAGUAAACACUUACCUGCCACCACUUUUUCUUCUUUGCUGUCGCUUGUGCCCAUCAGGAAAAAGCAAAACGUUUUGGUUCAACACUACAUGCUAUACGGCUUCUGAGGAAGUGCAAAAAAGAAGUACACAAUUCUCUAGUUACCUUUUGCGUUAUUCAAAGGUUAUCCUGCUUGUAGUACUUGGACAGGAUCACUUCUUGUGUGUUCAAUUGUGUUUGUUACACAACUGUCAUAAAAGUGUAAAAAGAAGUUAUACAAAUACAGUGGAACCGCCAUAGUUGAGCACAGUUUGUUGAAACUGGUUGACUUCCAAGUCAAAUUUUUGUAUGAAUCUAAAGUGAAUUAUUCCCUUCUCAACACUUUAGAGUUUCGUUUUAACUGUUGAGGCGUAAUUUUACAGACGCCUUGGUUGAACUCCAAAUUUGAUCACUUUGUGUGUGUAAAACAACUCAUACAAAUACAGUGGACCCUCCAAAGUGGAACAGUCUAUCAUGUGAUGCUGGUUGAUGCUAGUUUUCCAAUUAGAAUUCAUGUAAAGUGAAUUCCACAUUUAAACUCCAGAGUUUUGUUUUGACUUUGGAGACAUUUUGCAAGAAAACUAGGAAUCCAAAUUGUACCACGCUGAGGCAUUUGACUGCAGUUCAGUCAUAGAAGAAGAAAAAAGUUAUACAAAUAGAGUGGAACCUCCACAUUUCAGUCUUUCUCGUGAAGCUGGUUGACUUCCAAAUUGUAGACAUUCCCCAAUAGAAAUAAUGAAAAGUACAUCAUUCAUUCAUCGAAACUCCCAUAUCAGGCAUUCCAUUAUAGUUAAGGGGUCAAAAGAAGUGGAACCUCCACAAUUGAAGUCCAAAUUCCGACACUUUUGAGGCGUUCAACUAUAGUUAAGUCAUAAAAAUAAAUGUACAAGUACACUUUUAUACUUGUACUUGUACAAGAAUAAAAUAAGUACACAGCGAACCCUCCUAAGGUUUACCACAAUAUCCUUCCACCAAGACCAACCUUCCAACUUCCAAAAUGUUCAAAUUUCAGAUUUUCCCACUAGAAAUAAUGUGACCUGAAUUAUUCAUUCAUCAAAACUGCCAAGUUUCAACUUUUGAGGCAUAUUUUUUCCAGAAAACUUUGGUUGACUAUGUAAAAGAAGUUAUACAAAUACAGUCCAAAGUUGAACACAUGCAGGUUGUUCCAAUUUCCCAUUAGAUAUUACCUGAAAUAAAAUAUUCAUUCAUCAAAACUCUUGUAGUUGAAACUCUGAAGUUAACCACAAAUCAUUUGGGGAUGCUGGUUGACUUCCAAGUUGUUUGAUGUUUGAAGAAAAAAACAAACAUAGGAAAUAAUGCAAGAUGAACUACGAAAUCUUUACUAAUUGUUUACAAAUUUGUUUUUCCAGAAAAUGUUUGGUCUAAAUCAUAUCAUGUUUUGGCGCCUUAAACUGCUGUAUGACAUUACUAUGGUUAUUGGUAUCUUUCAUAAGUUUUUAUAAGGUUUGUUUUUCCCCACUUAGGAAAUAAAGA